Messenger RNA from Fragaria vesca subsp. vesca, 1480 nucleotides. RefSeq lists its product as uncharacterized. The record is from RefSeq and is a predicted model, not a curated record. The coding region runs from base 1 to 1422 and encodes 473 amino acids. Gene Ontology annotation, cellular component: nucleus. Gene Ontology annotation, molecular function: ubiquitin-protein transferase activity. Gene Ontology annotation, biological process: protein ubiquitination; mitotic cell cycle checkpoint signaling; ubiquitin-dependent protein catabolic process. The transcript has a single exon. Lineage: Eukaryota; Viridiplantae; Streptophyta; Magnoliopsida; Rosales; Rosaceae.
AUGGCAGAAGUUGGGGAAACCUCUAGUGCAAAGCCCUCUGGUGAAAUCUGGGCCAAGCUUGUUCCUUCAGACUCGAGAUUUCCGGAUGUUGAGAUUAGAGAUCUUGUUCCGACUCAAGAUACCCUUCAGAGUCAAGAUAUUGGUUCAGAUGAGAGUUUAAUUUGCUCUCCCGUUGACAACUGCGAGUGGUGCAGAAUUACGAGGAACCCUGAUCAGUCUUCUGCCACCAUACAAAAUAAGAGUUCAAAUGCAAUACUUGUUGAUGGAACUGUGAUCCAAUCUGAAGAGAGUACUGUUAUCAGAUCUGGGAGUGAAAUUAUUUCAGGUCCUGCGGGAGAAGGGUGUCUAAGCUACAGGUUCAAUGUGUUGCCUGGUCCUGAAACUUGUCAGAAAACGCUGAAGAUUAGUGUGGAUGCUGAGCAUGCAAAGUGCUGCAUUUGUUUAAAUAUAUGGCAUGAUGCUGUUACCAUCGCUCCUUGCUUCCAUAACUUCUGCAAUGGAUGCUUCUCAGAGUGGUUAAGGAGAUCACAAGAGAAACGUUCAAGUGUACUCUGUCCCCAAUGUCGAGGAGUUGUACAAUUUGUUGGAAGAAACCACUUCCUGCAUAACAUUGCCGGUGAAAUUAUGAAUGCGGAUUCUUCGCUGAGACGUUCAAACGAAGAAACUGCAGUUUUAGAUUCCUAUGCAACAGUACGAUCAAAUCUUGUCAUAAAGUCAGGAAAAGGGCUGCUUGGGAAAAGGGUUCGUUCAGCAGUGCAAGAUGAAGCUGAAACUGUAGAGCUUCCAUGCCCUCAAUGCAGUACUCAAUUUGGUGGGUUUCUCUGCAACCGAAGCACUACCCAUCUGCAAUGUCAAGCAUGUGGUGGAAUGAUGCCUUCACGAACUCUUACAAGUGUACCUCAACACUGCAUAGGGUGUGAUAGGUCAUUUUGUGGUGCAUAUUGGUAUGCUCAAGGAGUUUCACAAAGUGCCUCUCACUGCAUUUGCAUUCCUGAUACUUUCAAACCAAUCUCAGAGCGCACCAUCUCUAGAAUUCCUACUUCAGCACAUGAAAACAAUCGACAUGAACAAGAAAUCACUACAAGGUGUAUUGCACAAAUGGGAAGAACAUUGCAGGAUGUUAUUGCAGAAUGGAUGACAAUGUUCAAUAACAGAACAAUUGAUCGAACUAACAGGAUGCCACUGAAGAAUGCCGAGCUGAUAACUUCUGGGACAUAUACAUGCAGUGAUUGUUAUGAGAAACUUAUCUCGUUCCUCUUGUACUGGUUUCGAGUUUCAGUUUCUGUAUCUCAUCUUCCCCCAGAUGCAUCAAAAAGGGACAAUUGCUGGUAUGGAUAUGCAUGUCGAACACAGCACCAUAAUGAAGACCAUGCUCGUAAAAGAAAUCAUGUAUGCCGGCCUACUAGGGGUGCGAAUGUGUAGAUUUUAUUUUUAGGUUUGACAUGGCGGGUUUAUGCUAUUCUGGUAUUAGGUGCCAGCC